This is a messenger RNA of Durio zibethinus, 1829 nucleotides long. Its product is annotated as bifunctional 3-dehydroquinate dehydratase/shikimate dehydrogenase, chloroplastic-like. Gene Ontology annotation, biological process: chorismate biosynthetic process; shikimate metabolic process. Gene Ontology annotation, molecular function: 3-dehydroquinate dehydratase activity; shikimate 3-dehydrogenase (NADP+) activity. Lineage: Eukaryota; Viridiplantae; Streptophyta; Magnoliopsida; Malvales; Malvaceae. The record is from RefSeq and is a predicted model, not a curated record.
UAACUCACCCUUUGGCAAAGUUCUUCAGUUUAAUACGUUAUACACAGACCAAACUUAUUUAUAUAUUCUAAUUUAUAUUAAUUUCUCUUCUUUUGGGUUUCUCAAAGUUUAGCUGGCUUUUUUGAUCUUUUGCUGAAAUGGGUAGUACUGGGAUGCUGAACAAUUCAACUAUGAUAUGUGCUCCAUUAAUGGCUCAAUCAGUGGAGCAAAUUGUUAAAGACAUGCACCAGGCAAAGGCUGAAGGUGCACAAGUUGUUGAGAUUAGAUUGGACCAUAUCAAGAAUUUCCAGCCUCACCGGGAUAUUCAAAUCAUCCUCAAAAAUAGAGUUUUGCCAGUGAUCAUUGUAUAUAGGCCUAAAUCGGAAGGUGGUCAGUAUGAAGGAGAUGAGCACUCCCGGCUUGAAGCACUUCAUUUAGCUACAGAAAUGGGAGCUGAUUAUGUUGAUUUUGAACUCAAGGUUGCUUCUGAUCUUAUUCGGGAACAGAAAAUGAAGAAUGGUAGUGCUACCAAAUUUAUUGUGUCAUGUCACAUAAAUGGAAUGACCUCUUCAGAUGAAGAGUUAAACAAUCUUGCCGCUAGCAUGCGAGCUACUGGAGCAGAUAUCAUCAAGAUGGCUGCAAAUGUAACUGAUAUUACUGAGAUAGCAAGAAUUUUUCAUUUGCUUUCUCAUUGCAAAGUACCAAUAAUAGCAUACUCUGCAGGGGAAAGAGGUCUCAUAAGCCAGCUAUUGUGCCCAAAAUUUGGUGGCUUUCUAGCCUAUGGAUCUAUUGAAGGAAAUUCAAUUCCUGGCAUGCCUUCUUUAUAUAGUGUUAUCCACACUUACAAACUUGGCUAUCUAAAUUCAGAAACUAAAGUUUUUGGACUUGUUUCAAAACCUGUCCGUCACAGCAAAGGCCCUCUAUUGCAUAAUCCUAUAUUCAGACAUGAGAACUUCAAUGGUGUUUAUGUCCCAAUGUUUGUAGAUAACCUCAGGGAGUUCUUUAACAUCUAUUCCAGUCACGACUUUCCUGGUUUUAGUGUUGGGUUUCCGUACAAGGAAGCUGUAGUUGAGUUCUGUGAUGAAGUUCAUCUACUUGCCGAGUCUAUAGGUGCUGUUAAUACUAUUGUAAGGAGGCCUUGUGAUGGAAAGCUGAUAGGUUAUAAUACUGACUGCGAAGCUGCAAUAACUGCGAUCGAGGAUGCUCUGAAAGAAAAGAGAUGCACUGGUAAUGAAGUAUCUUUAGGCAGUCCGAUAUCGGGGAAACUCUUUGUGCUAGUUGGUGCUGGAGGUGCAGGAAGAGCAUUGGCAUUUGGUGCUAAAAGCAGAGGAGCUCAAAUAGUCAUUUUUGACAUUGAUUUUGGGAGAGCAAAGUCCCUUGCUUGUGCUGUCUCGGGUGAAGCUCGACCUUAUGAAGAAGUAGUUAACUUCCAGCCAGAGAAAGGAUCGAUCCUUGCAAAUGCAACACCCCUGGGAAUGCAUCCGAAUACUGAUCAGCGCAUUCCUGUUGCUGAGGCAACCUUGGGAGAUUAUGAGCUGGUCUUUGAUGCUGUUUAUACACCUAAGAAAACAAGACUAUUAAAAGAUGCAGAGGCAGCAGGAGCAAUCAUUGUCAGUGGAGUUGAAAUGUUCCUCAGACAAGCUAUUGGUCAGUUCAAUCUCUUCACUGGUCGAGAAGCACCUAAAGAGUUAAUGCGAAAGAUCAUUAUGGCAGAGUUCUGAUGUAUUACAUCACACAGAAUAUUGUAACAUUAAGGAGUAGAUAAAUCAAGUACCAUGGAAAAGGAUUCAUGUAGUCAAGCUGAAGCCCUUAUUCUUGGACAAGGUUUUUUUUUUAUUUUUUUAUUUCAA